This is a messenger RNA of Perca flavescens (yellow perch), 1262 nucleotides long. RefSeq lists its product as uncharacterized. The transcript has 4 exons. The record is from RefSeq and is a predicted model, not a curated record. Bases 26 to 979 code for a protein of 317 amino acids. NCBI's taxonomy places the organism in Eukaryota, Metazoa, Chordata, Actinopteri, Perciformes, Percidae.
UGUGAGUGGAUGGUAUGGAUGGAAAAUGAGCCUGAAAUUUAAGAUGGGGGAUUAUCGUGGCAAGCUGUCAAGAUCUGGAUGUUUGGAGGUGUCUGUCAACGCAGGUAAAAGGAGCAAAAAUAACCCAGACAAAGAGCACCCACACUCCAACAUAAAAAGAGCCAGACGAGCUGAAGUGAACUUCCUUCCAAACUUUCCCAAGGGAGAAAGUCAGGCCAGUUUGGAAGAAAUGAGACUGCAGAUUAUGGACGAAGUUCAGAAGAGUCAGCCAAACCUACGCUUAAUAGAAAUGCUAAUGCAGAAGACCUUUGCCCUUCGUCGCCAGGAGAUAAUUCAGGAAAACCCACAGGUAAAGGACUUCUUGGGGAAAUGGCCGGCACUUCGGAUUGAAUCACAGCUUUGUGCUGAGUUCCAACGCAUCACAAACGUCAACCUACGGAACCAGUUCUAUGCUGUGCUUGACCAACAUACACCUGGACUGGUGGCCUUGUAUAGGCAGAAGGCGGCACGAACCAGAAAGAUAUCAGAGGCUCUGCGUGACAUCUUAAAGAUUUAUGAUCUCCAGGAAGUGCGCGAUGUCAAUAUGAAGCGUACUGUAGCCCUUCGUGCCCUCCCCGUAUACCUGCGUGAGGAGGACCCACAGUUCUUCAAGACUUGGAAUGUGGAGGAGUCAGAGGAGCCAGGCAUCACUGACACUCCUGUUGCUCUUGUCACAGAGGACACUGCAGAUCCAUUUCAUUUCAGUCCUGCAAGCAUUUCUAUUGUUGUGGAAGACGAUGUUGUGAUGAGUGAUAUCCCUAACUUGGCUGAUGCAUUUGCAUUGUUGUUUGGGUUGAUGUAUGCAUUGCAUUUGGACUAUCCCAAGAAACUCAUUCACACUUUUACAUUCAUCCAGAAAAUCCUAAUGGGUCUUGAUGAUGGUAAACCACUUAAACCCAGCCUACUGAGUCUAAAAAAUGACCUGUUAAUGAAAGAGUAGGCUAACUUAAGAGUUGUGUUUACAAGAAAAUACACAUGUAUUUUUUUGUCUGCAUGUUGAUGUGUUUUUGGGGUUCCCAGUAUGGUAACUUUAUAGUAUGUUGUUGAACACCAUGUUAGUCAAAGCAUUUGAAACAGUUUAGAUUUGGCGGAUUAUGUCUUGCCCACCAAAUCUAACGUAGUUGUUGUUGUUUAUGCUUAUCGGUUGUACACCAACUUGGUGCUUGAAUCCUAAAAUGAUGUGAGAUGUGCCUUUUUAUAUUUUGUUUUUAUAGGUUUUUACA